AUGCAGAUAAAAUCUGAUCAGCAUGUGUCAAUGAUGUUUUCUUAUCAUCGUAGCAUAGGAACCAUAUAUUCAUUGGAGCUUUGUCUGAAUCUUCAGGAUAUUGGUGGAAGCUCGUCCAGUUCAAAUAAUGUGGAGGGUAUCAGAAAUAGUGAAGCUGCUGAUUUUGUUCCGACUCGGGAUAACAGUAGGGCCCCAAGUCCAAGCUUCAAUGCGUUCGUUCCGCGGGAUCAAAUUGUUGGUAUUCAUGAAGCACACCCCGCCCCUUCUACACAUGUUGGGUUCGAUAGGGUUCCUGAUGCUGAUAUUGCAAAUACGUCCGACGAGGAUGAGAUUGAAGAUUUCACCGGUGAUGAGGCAGAAGUCGUGCCUGAGACGCAGCCUCUGCUUCGCGAUGCUGAUCCUCCAACACGGGUUGAAGCGGAAGGUGGUGGUGCAUCUUCCUCGACACCAGCACACUACCUGUCCUUAAAUCUUGGAGCAAUGCAUUCGAGUAGCGUUGAGGACAGACCGAGCAGCUACCCUUUGUCGGGCGAGAUGGAACUUGAGAUUGGGUUGAAAUUUCUUAACCGGGAAAUAGCGAUGCUAGCAGUUAAAAACUACAACAUCCGUAGGAGUGCAGAAUAUAAGGUGGUAGAGUCAGACCAGAGUAGGUAUGUUUGUCGAUGCAAGCAGUUCGGGGAUAACUGUCGUUGGAUGGUACGGGUUGCGAAGACAAUGUCCUCUAGAUUUUGGGAAAUUCGAAAGUACGAAGGGCCUUAUAGUUGCUUGUCAAGUUCAAUGUCUCAAGACCACGGUCAACUCGAUAGCAAUGUCAUCUGUCAGCACAUAUUCCCGAUGGUGCAUGCCAAUGCGACAAUUUGUGUGAAGGUGUUGCAAGGAUCAGUAGAGUCAGCGUACGGUUACAAGGUGUCAUACAAGAAGUUUUGGCACGCGAAGCAGAAGGCAAUCGCAAGGAUCUAUGGCAAUUGGGACGAAUCAUAUAACCAGCUGCGUAGAUACCUAAAUGCUCUGCAAGCUUUUGUCCCAGGCACAAUUGUUGACCUCCAAACGCGGCCGUACUAUGUCGGGAACACACUAGACCGUGAUAGUGUCAUGUUUCACCAGGUAUUCUGGUCGUUCCCUUCAUGUGUUGAGGCUUUCAGGCAUUGUAAACCGUUGGUGUCAGUUGAUGGAACACACCUGUACGGUAAGUACGCAGGCACCCUUCUGAUGGGCAUAGCACAGGACGGCAAUAACAAUAUUCUACCCGUCGCUUUCGCACUUGUAGAAAGAGAGAACACCGAUUCGUGGUACUUCUUUCUCACCAACUUGAGGAGGCAUGUCGCAACUAGGCCAGGAGUUCUGCUAGUAUCCGAUAGGCAUGUGGCAAUAAAGGCCGCAUUGGAACGUGAGGGGUGUGGCUGGGAACACAAUGUGUACUGUGUACGGCAUAUUGCCUCCAACUUCGCAACCAGUUUCAAGAGUAAGGAAGCCAAAAGACACCUAGUGAAUGCUGCAUAUUCGAAGACGCAAGAACAGUCGCAGUACUACCUGGAGCUAAUCAGCAGUGAGGAUCCAGUGACAUCUCCGCAUAUGAUGGAAUGGAUCCGAGGCUUAGAGCCACUGAAGUGGCUGCAGCACCUUGAUGAGGGCCGACGAUAUGGUCACACGACGACCAAUCUUUCUGAGUGUAUCAACUCCGUCCUCAAGGGCACUAGAAAUCUACCAGUCUGUGCAAUUGUGAAGUCUACUUACCAUCGCCUGAAUGAGUUAUUUGUUCUCAAAGGUUGGCAAGCACAAUGUGUGGAAUACCAUCAAGGGUCGGCAAGCACAACAUGUGGAAUACCACCUGUUGAACAACAACAAACUAAAUAA
This is a messenger RNA of Arachis duranensis, 1854 nucleotides long. RefSeq lists its product as uncharacterized. Lineage: Eukaryota; Viridiplantae; Streptophyta; Magnoliopsida; Fabales; Fabaceae. The record is from RefSeq and is a predicted model, not a curated record. Bases 1 to 1854 code for a protein of 617 amino acids. The transcript is spliced from 2 exons.